AUGAUUGAAGUGCGCUACAAAGAGGAAGCGGCCACUAACAGAGCUAUCUCAGAAGGUGUCACGUAUGACAACAAAAAUUACUGUGCCACCAAGGCAGUGCCAGUGGAUGCAGAGAUUAUCAAAGACGCGGAUAUUCCUGCCUCCUGGAAAAACGUCCCACCCAUCUGUCGUUUCUGCACUGAAGAAGGUCAUCGCAAAUUAACCUGUCCCAAGUUAGCCAGUAUUGAAUGCUGCCACUGCCAUGCGACAGGUCACUAUCAGUCCUACUGUCCCACGCGCCGACGCAAGCUACAAGAAGAACGUGUGCAACAACAAACCAAGGCCCAGCUACUAGACUCUUUCUCUCAACCAACCUCUUCGACAUCACAGCAACACCAACAACACCAGCCUGACAGCAACAACUUACAGCAGCAGCAAGCUUCGAAUACACCAGCCACUCGCGAUUCCACUGAUACACAACUUCUCACAUCCUGGGACACCAACUCCCAAGAUGCAUUGAACCAACAGCCGCCCAUCAACACUGAGGACAGCACUAUGGACGAAGCUGUUCCAAAAGCAACCCAUACCGCCGAAACACCCGUAGAUAAAAAACAAAAGACAUCCAAUGCCUUCACCUCGGACCCAUCUACACCAAACUCAGGAAACAACAGCGUCAUCUCAGCUUCCAAAAAUUCAGUGCAAACACCAUCGCGUGAUGCGGACACACCACUGCCAGCCAAUCUUCCACCAUGGGGACAAUUUCUGUUGGAUCGAUGUGUCAAUUGCCUGUACCGGGAUGCGUCAGACGUCUUGGUUCCUCGUCAUGCGGCCACCGCCUUCACUAGAGGCGCCUCUCGCACCACUAUCGACUAUAUCUUUGCUUCACGCCAGCUGCAACCUCGAAUUAUGCGCAGUCAUCAACAGAUGGUGUCGCAUCAAUGGACAGAUCAUGAUCUUCUGUCAGUUGACCUUCGCUUGGAUUGCAUGCCGCUUAGGCCAGGGACGUGGCGCUUCAACCCACUUCUGCUCGAGCAAGAUGACUACCGAUCACUACUGGAUACCACGAUCGACGCCUUUAUAUCGCAGCUAGACAUGACCUCUCUCUCUGUCGUCCAGCAAUGGGACUGUUUCAAAGAAGUAUUAGCAGAAUCGGCAAAGCAAUUUGGUCGUAAACAUAAUUACCGCACUAAACGGCGUCUUCAAGAGCUCCAACAUAAUCGUCGACUGUUGCUCCACCAACAUCGCCGCGCUCCCACAAUGCUUCACACCGUACUCCCACCCAUCGAGCAGGAGAUAGCCCGCCUUCAGGAACAGAAAACCAAGCAACUCCUCUUACGCACUGCUACUCGUUGGCACGAAAAGGCGCUAUUCUCACGAGAGCCUGUCAACCAAUCCGCCAAUGAUCAAUUGCUACAUCACAUUCCCUCAAAUAUUGCUCUUGCUGAUGCUCAACGCAACCGGCUUACCACACCUUUUAGCCACGACGAGCUGCUUCUCACACUCAAGCACUCCCCACUCGGCAAAAGCCUAGAUCUAGACGGCAUCCCCUUUGAAGUAUAUCGCUUUUGCCAAGAGAAACCCGAGGUCAUGUCGCUGUUGCUCUCGGUUAUGAACUCAGCCCUUCAGGAAGGACAGUUCCCCUAG
Messenger RNA from Zychaea mexicana, 1623 nucleotides. RefSeq lists its product as uncharacterized. The record is from RefSeq and is a predicted model, not a curated record. Lineage: Eukaryota; Fungi; Mucoromycota; Mucoromycetes; Mucorales; Lichtheimiaceae. Bases 1 to 1623 code for a protein of 540 amino acids. The transcript has 4 exons. Gene Ontology annotation, molecular function: zinc ion binding; nucleic acid binding.